Messenger RNA from Zingiber officinale, 1186 nucleotides. RefSeq names its product 3-dehydrosphinganine reductase TSC10A-like. Gene Ontology annotation, molecular function: 3-dehydrosphinganine reductase activity. NCBI's taxonomy places the organism in Eukaryota, Viridiplantae, Streptophyta, Magnoliopsida, Zingiberales, Zingiberaceae. Gene Ontology annotation, cellular component: endoplasmic reticulum membrane. Bases 43 to 1032 code for a protein of 329 amino acids. The record is from RefSeq and is a predicted model, not a curated record. Gene Ontology annotation, biological process: sphingolipid biosynthetic process. The transcript is spliced from 3 exons.
AAUCGAACGACUCUGCUCGCUGUUGUCCUUCGGUGCAGAUCCAUGGCUUCUUCCUUCUCCUUCCUCCUCCUCCUCUUCGUUUUCCCUUUCGCCGCGCUCCUCCUCGCCCUUGCGGUCCUCGUCCGCCCCCGACCGGCGCGGAUCCCCCUCAAGGGGAGGCACCUGCUCGUCUCCGGCGGUUCCAGCGGCAUCGGCCUCGCCAUCGCGCGCCGCGCCGCCGCCGAGGGAGCCCGCGUCUCCAUCCUCGCGCGAGAUCGCUCCCGCCUCGAAGAAGCACGGGAAACCAUCCGCCUCGCGACCGGCGUCGACGCAUCGGUCAUCGCGGUUGACGUCCGCGAUGCCGAGGGCGUCGCCCGCGCCAUCGAAGCCCUUGACCCCGUCGACGUCCUCAUCUGCAACCAAGGCGUGUUCGUGCCGCAGGAGCUCGAUCUGCAGAGCCUAGAUGAGGUCAGAUUCAUGGUCGAUGUCAACCUCAUGGGCACAUUUCACCUGAUCAAGGCUGCUCUGCCUGCCAUGAAGAAGAGGGCCAGAGAGACUGGCAUCCCCGCAUCAAUUGCCCUAAUGUCCUCCCAAGCUGGUCAGGUGGGUGUUUAUGGUUAUACGGCAUACUCAGCUAGUAAAUUUGCACUUCGUGGUCUUGCAGAGGCAUUGCAACAUGAGGUUGUUGCAGAUAAUAUUCAUGUCACUCUCAUAUUCCCUCCAGAUACUGAAACACCAGGGCUUGCUGAAGAGUUGAAGCGAAGACCAGAGGUUACAAACAAAAUUGCAGCAUCCACAGGUGGCAUGAAGGCUGAUGAAGUCGCGCAAAUAGCCUUGAAUGGGAUCAAGUCAGCACUAUUCGUUGUUCCUUGCAACUUUGAGGGAGCCAUGCUUUGCAUUGCAACAGCCGGUAUGUCUCCUCAACCAUCCAUCUUCAUGGCAUUCAGAGAGGUUCUCGGUGCAAGCCUCAUGCGCCUCGUAGGGUUGUGCUUCCAGUGGAAUUGGUUUGGGGUCAUAAGUGACACGCCAAGAAGGGCAUGUAGGGCCGAGUAGUUUCUUGGUCUUUUGGAUAUGUACUCGUAAAGUUUUAGAACUUCAUGUAGUUCAAUAAGAGAACAAAUGCAAUGCCAACUAACUCUUUUAAGUUGUAAAAUACUUCUUGUGUGUUUGAUCUCUUUAAUUCAAAGGGUCGUUGUGUUAGGAUAAA